Messenger RNA from Aureobasidium uvarum, 576 nucleotides. Lineage: Eukaryota; Fungi; Ascomycota; Dothideomycetes; Dothideales; Saccotheciaceae. The record is from the annotation of a GenBank genome assembly.
AUGGAUCCUUUCGCAGAUCCAUCCCCUCAAACCCCACCGACCCUUCUCGCAGGCUUUACCCGCGACACCCCUUGCGACAUCACAAUCUACUGCCAUGACCGCACCUUCAAAAGCGUAGACAUCGUAGACUCUAAGACCAACACUCCUCUCUUCUCCGUCACCUCCGCAGGCGCAACCUCCUUCUCCUGGCGCCGCACUCUGCUCACCCCCGCCGGCGAAAAGCUCUUCGACCUCCGACACAAAGGCUACGCCAUGAAAAACGACUGGAGUGUUGAAGAUGCUGCCGGAAGACGCAUCUGUUCACUCAAACAUGUAGAAGGCAUGGAAGCAAGAAAUAGAAGUGUGUUGGAUGCUGUAAUUCAUGGAGAUGUACCUGCAGAUGAUGUGGGAAACACGAUUGAGAUUAGGCCGAAAGAUAGAGGUGCUUUGACGACUAGUGUGUUGUGGCAAGGCAAAGAGUUGGGGCUGAUUUUAAAUACGGAGGUCAAUAAUGUGCGUGGGCUUGAGAAGAAGGGGGUGGAUAGGACGGUGUGGAAAGCGCAUAUUGAGGCUGGAGUGGAUGUUAGUNNUUUGUAA